Messenger RNA from Heterobilharzia americana, 2223 nucleotides. The record is from the annotation of a GenBank genome assembly. Lineage: Eukaryota; Metazoa; Platyhelminthes; Trematoda; Strigeidida; Schistosomatidae.
AUUGUUAAUAUGUGCUAUGGAUCGAUACAAGUCAACUGUCCGAAGAUCAUUUAUCUUUAAUGAUAAGAGACAACAUUGUCUUUCAUUGUAAUAGAUAGAAUGCAUGGAAUAAGAAAUCGUGAUGUAAUCACGACUCUUCAAACAACAGUGUCAACAACCACUUUCUCUCCAGGUAUAACUCAGUCAACCGGUUUACAACAUUUAGACAUUCUUUCACGUUAUUCACGAUUUUAUAUCAUAACUGAACAUUUUUCACCAAUAAUCAAUAAUUUAGAUCGAUAUAUCAGUCCAUUAUGGAUACCUAUAGGUUUAAUUGGUUGUAUUCUAUGCAUAAUCAUCUAUGCUAAUCCACAAUGGCGAAAAUCAUUGAGACAAGAUCCAAAAAUACUGAUGAAUCCGUAUGGUUAUGGAUCCCUUUCAAUUUAUUUGUUAUUUCUAUCAAUUCUACACUUAUUUCAAUGUCUAUUAGUUGUUAUCAUGGAUCUAGAUACACCAUGGGAUACAGGUUUAUUAGCAUGUAAUGGAUUAAUUUGCCCAUUAUUUCAUUGCCUAUGGACUGGAAAUCGAUUAGCUAUUGUAAUGAUUACAAUAACACUAGGAAUUGAAGCACUUGUUCUGUUACAAAAAGAAACAAACUUUCCUUCAAACAUUUUACUUCGUUGGAUAAUAGCUGAUGGGAAUAGUCGAAAGUCAAUUCGUAUAGCUGUCGGUGUUACUUUAUUGGCUUAUAUCUACGGUUUAAUUGAAACAGCCUAUUGGCGUGUUCAAUACUACAAUUCUGAGUAUGAAAAACAAUCAUAUCCUGGUUUCCUUGGAUCACCAUCAUCAAUGUCUUCGGUACCUGAACCCCUGGCAAGAUGUGAAGUAGCCGGAGGCUUUCAAUAUUGGUUUGCCACUAAACCAGUCAACAGAUAUGAUCAUCUAGUUGAAAUCGAUGUUCGCAGACGUGCUGCUGAACUUGCUGCCAGUUAUUUCGAUUAUCAGUGGAUAACAGGGAUCACUGUUGACUGUGCAUUGGCACUAGGCAAUGUAUGCAUUGGUUUGGCCAUUGUGCGCGCCUACUUUAUGGAGGACUUAAUUAUACGACCAAGAUAUGCUGAAAGUCGGGCUAUUGCAUCAAGGAUAAAUCAUCUUGAAGUAUUGCAUAUUGCUACAAUUAGCAUUAUUCAAGGACUUUUUCGUCUACCGAGUGCUCUAUUCACUAUGCUUGAUCCAUUAACGAGGCCAGGUGAGAUGACUUUAACUGACGCUGAGGUUUCAAAAGAUCCCACCUGGCAAAGGUUUUUUCUUAUGUUAUCCGCCAAAGUGGUUGGAAUUGAACUAGGUAAUCUUCCAGCUGCUCUAUUAAUGCCUAUUUGUAUUGGAUUAUGUCAAGAGUUUCGACAAAACUUAUACGGAUUAAUUCAGUUUAAAACACCUGCCAAGUUGAGAACCACUUUAACUUCGUUAAAUCCUAGACAUGGUAUGUCUAGGAUUAUUACUCCACCGUUGAAUAGAUCUGACAACUUUAAGAAGGAUGCCUAUAUGAAAGGAUCAAAAAGAUAUUCUCCGAAUGAUAUUUCUUAUGAGUCAAAAUUUCAUCAGAGUGAAAUGCCUCAUCAUUUGCGUCCAUCGGAUUUUCACGAUAGACGUACAGUAGAUACUUUGGAAGAAUUAUCAUCAGAACGAUAUGUACCGAAUAAUCAACAAUGUGAUAAACACAACUUUGAAGUUCAUAGUGAAACAGAUGGAGAGACAACUUAUGAUAAUACCAAAUCAUUUCAUCAUUGUCCUAAUCAUCACAAUCAUCUUAAUGAUAUGAAGUCAACGGAUCAAUGUCAAACAAUUUUCACUACAGUUAAACAAAAUUCACCGUAUACUAAACCUAAAAGGUAUGAAAAAUUAAAUGAUAUACAUCAUCAACAACGAUAUCAUUCAAGAUAUUUGUGUAAAUCAGAUUGGGACCUACAUAAUUCAAUACCUAAUUCAUUAUUUUGUUCUAAUAAUCAAUUAACUAAUCAGUUAUACUGUAAAUCAAUCGAUUUUGAAGAAAUAAAACAAGUGGAACAACCAAGAACUGCCAUCUUGGAACAUCGAUCCUAUGUAUGAAUUAGAUGAAAUUAAACAAUAAAGGACAAUAAAUAAACAGUUAUCCUUGAUUUAUGUAUUAAUAUACUCUUUGUUAAAAUGAAAUAAUUCCUUUUUUGGUAGCUUCCAUAAUGAAUGAUUGAUAAACGGAUUCCG